UUCAGCUGCGCCACUCCGCUAUCGAGCUUCUCCGGAGAGGAUGAACACGCACACGAACACGCACAUGAACACGCGCGCGGGGCGAGGGUAGAAGGAACACGGUAACCGCGUUGAGUUUGUGGAAAUAUGGUGUUUCUCGGUGGGAAUGAUGGACGCAGUAGACUCCAUUGAUCCGUACAGCCGACCGGCGCGCAGGACACAAUGGGUGGUCAGCACUCUGGCUUACCAUUACGGACUGGACCGGGGGGUGGAGAACGAAAUCAUAGUUCUGGCUACCGGCUUGGAUCAGUACCUCCAGGAGAUAUUCCAUCAUAUGGACUAUCAGGGCGGGGGUAAAAUCCCCGUCGAGGAUUUCAACAUAUUGUGUGACGUCCUGGGACUAAACAAAGACUCGGAGGACACGGAGUGCACCGGCGUUCUGGACAACCUGCCCGGCGAGCUCACCUUCAGACACUUCCACGCCAAGUUGUGCGGGUACUUCAGCACAAAGGCGGGGCGCCAGUACGAGAACGGCCGGCUGCUGGUCGGGAAGGACAGCGAGCACAUAGAAACUCAGAUCCGCCUGCGGAGCCCCCUGAGGCGGCGAGAGAAACUUCUGUCCGGGGGCAAGAGCGCCGCAGCCGCCGCUGGGGUUGAUGGUGGAGGUGGGCGGCACGCCUCCGGCUGCAGGCUCGGGUCCUGCACCAAGGAGUGCUACGAGGAGAUAGUGGCGCUGGAGGAGGCUGAGGACCGGGUAGCGAAGCUGGAAGACGAAAACGCAAGUUUGCGCGAGCUCAUAGAGGACAUGCGCGCGGCACUUCAGAGCAGCGACGCCCGCUGUUUGGCUCUGCAGGUGGGGUUAUGGAAAAGCCAUUCCAAGCAUAAACCAGAGGAGAGCUGUCUCACCGCCCACCAGCAACAAGAGACCCAGAAGAGUUUGAGCAACCUGGAGAGCCUGCAGAACAUCAUCCACGAGAUAGAGCUGCUGCGGAGCUCCAGAGACCUCCAGGUAGAGGAGGCCAUGCUGUGUAACGAGAGGAUGGAGCAGGAACUGUGGACCUCGAAGGAGACCGUGGCAACCCUGGAGGACUGCAACCGAACCCUGAAGAGGGAGCAGGUGGACAUGAGGAGGAAGGUGGAGGAGGCCAGGCAGGCGCUGCUCAGCGGCCUGGGUAAGGUGAAGGAACUGGAGGCCAAGGCCAACCAUGUGCCGACGCUGCAGAGGCACGUCCUCCAGCUGGAAUCCGAGCUCCUCUACUACAGGUCGAAACUGCAACUCCCAGGCAGCACCGGGGCGGAGCAGCAGCAGCAGCAGCAGCCCGGCGUCGGCAACAGGCCGGGCCAGAGAUGCUGCUCGGACUCCCAGCACGACCGAUGCUCUCCGACGGGGCGCGCUGUGACCACGCCGGAUAAAAUGGAGGAGCAGCUGUUCCGUUCGGUGGAGGGCCAGGCGGCGUCCGACGAGGAGGACGACAAGUGGACCGACGAUCAGCAGCGGCAGGUGGACGAGGUGAAGAGGAUCUUGACGAGGCUGUCCUGCUGCGGGGAAAGGUGCGACGACAAGGCGUUCAAGAAACUGAUGUCCAAUUACGGGAGCUCGAGGAGCGAGGAGAGCUGCAGCGCUGUGGUGGAGCUCCUGGAGAGGGUGGCCAGGUUGCAUAAGCAGCUGGAGCUGAAGGAGAGCCAGGCGGAGAUGGACAUGGACCAGAUGAAGGACUCUCUGGUGCAGGAGCUGCAGCAGAAGGCAGAGGAGACCGAGCUGCUUCAGGUGGAGCUGCAGAUGCUGGAGACGGAGCGGGUUCGUCUGUCGCUGGUGGAGGAGAAGCUGGCGGACAUCCUGCAGCUCCUGCAACAGCUCAGGGACCUGAACGUCUCGCGGCGAUCCCUCGGGAAAAUCUUGCUCAGCACUUUGGGGUCCUGCAGCGACCCGCAACACGGGAAAGCUCACAUUCUGGAAGUGCUCAACGCCCUCUAUCAUGAACUGGCCGCCUGCGAGAUCCUGUCCGCUGGUGGACAUUUGGAGCGAACACAGAGUCAGAGGUCUCUGAGCGCCCUCUUCAUCUCCUGCUAAUCAAGACCGCCCCUUGCUGGACCAGCAGCGCUCCGUCAGCCUGUCCAGAGAACACUGAGAGGUCAAAAUACCAGCGGAAUAAUGUGCAUAGUGUAUUAUAUUGUAGCUCAUAUACUCCUCAGACCCUGCUAUCUAUAAAGGGAUGUUAGUCUAGAAUGUGUAUAGCGAAGGGCUUUAGUACAUAUUAACGUAAUUCCUCCAUAGAAAUUAAUUUUCAAGAACUUUGAAUUAACUCUUUUAAUACAGAAGCCCUUAGAGGGAAGUAAGAAUAUAAAAUGUAUAACGAUAUAGAUCAGACUUGGAUGUCUGAUCUAAAUAGUUUUCUCUCCCGUGCUCAUGACUUAAAUAUAGUUUAAAAAAAGGUUUUCCCAGAUAAUCCUUCUUAGUUCCUAGCAUUUUGUUUUUGUUUGUCUAUGAAAAUAUAAGCUAACACACAAUAUAUGUACCCUGAGUUUGAGUCCAUGGAGGAAUUAAACCUCUCCCAGAAGAAAUCCUGAAUGUUUUUGUGAGAACAUGGGGGAGUGGUGCACUGCAGCCUCUUGUGGCCAGAAUGAGUAUUACAACAACAUUCAUACACAACAGAUGGAAAACAUUUUUCAACUGUUCUCAAGUCAUAAACUCAGGAGAGAAGAAAAAGGAAUCAACUAAAUUAGUUUGUUAUACAUGCCUCAAAGGGCUUCUGUUCGUUCAUGAUCCAAUAUGGAUUUUAUUUUCUUUGCCACAACAGAGUUCUGAAUGUAAAAAUGUUGAAAUAAGCUAAACCUUAAAGGGGCAUAAAGCAGUCUGUGAAAUAUAUCGACCUCCACUGGUCACCCGGUCAACAACAAAAACAACCCGGAUAGGAUUUAUAGAAUUUAAAAGGAAACUCAUUGUCUCAUUGCAUGCGCUUCAUUCAUAUCAAGAUCACAUGUAUCAUAGCAUGGUGACAAGGUGGUGUCAUUCAUGACGAAGGCCUCUGCAUAGUUUUUGCACCGUUUCUUUCAUCUGACCAAAUAUGGAGGGCACGAUUGGUGCAUACUCCGCGACCCUCGAGAUGCCUUAGUGAUGUGUGGCUGUGCGUGCAGGCGAUUCAUUCAUCUGCAUCGGCAAUGUUGGGAAAACGUUGGCCAUUUUGUAUCUACCAGGUAAUUGCAUUCAGGUUCUCGUCUGUCAGUGCUCAAUGAGUCACGUGAGCUGGGCCAAUGGCUUCAAUGUCUUUGUUUUGACAAAACGACACACUAAAGGUCCAUGUACUCGUUCUUGUUCCAAAGCUUUUGACCGUAUCACAUGGUUUUCGUCGGCAGGCGUCGGGGGUUUUCUGUAUGUACAGUAUGUUUUCCAUUAACCCCGCUCCCCUUUCUUUGUCCAUGAUUUGUGUUGAGGUUGAAUUUGAACCUGAACCGAAGUCACCACUGGUUUGUCUGUCCUUCAGAGGCGACUUCCUAGUGCUGGAGUUUGCAUAGGGGGGAUAACUGUUGCCUAAAUGCAUCAUGGUCUCUGUUCGCCUAUGUAUUCCGAACUGCUAAAUGGACUGUUUUCGUUUGCUGAAAUUGGUCAAAUAAUUCAAUAAAGUCUUUUUUGUACUCCUUUUUAAAAAUGUGUGGCCAGUUUGUUUGGCUGAUAACAGAACAAAUGUACAAUUUAGAUAAGACUCUACUGUGCCCCGGGGGAAACAACAAGUUCUCUCCAUACAAACAAUAAGAGAAAACAAUCCUUCCCACCACCACGUUCACUGUCUUCCUAUUCUUUCUAUACUACAGCAUUGCUCCUUCUGAAACAUGAAACUCGUCUCAAUAUUAGAGCCUCGGAUGCAAAAGACACUCAGUUGUGUUAUUGAAUCAUGCCAUUAAAGCCUUUGACGUUCGCAA
Messenger RNA from Pseudoliparis swirei, 3897 nucleotides. RefSeq names its product EF-hand and coiled-coil domain containing 1 (gene efcc1). NCBI's taxonomy places the organism in Eukaryota, Metazoa, Chordata, Actinopteri, Perciformes, Liparidae. The record is from RefSeq and is a predicted model, not a curated record. The transcript is spliced from 8 exons. Gene Ontology annotation, molecular function: calcium ion binding. Bases 146 to 2050 code for a protein of 634 amino acids.